AUGCGUUUAACUUUGGCUGAUCCACCAAAGAAAUUACAGACUUCUGAUAGUAAGCGACGGCAGGAAUUGAUGGAAGGCAGUCGAGCUUUACGCACUGUUGAUGAUAAUGGUUCCCGGGUGCGAUAUGAAGAUGUCGAAAUGAAUAGUUCACCAUUUAUUGAGAAUGAGAUGGUUCAUCAAAGCGUUCUAAUAGAAGAGCAAGAUGAGCAUCUGGAUUCUUUAUAUGGAACAGCACGGAAUAUUCAUGACAUUGCUACGAUCAUGGGACAAGAAAUUGAAGACCAAACCACAUUGCUGGACGAAUUUGGUGACCAAGUUGAUAAAGUACAAGGUCGUCUAAGUAGGGCAAUGUCCAAGGUCGCGUAUAUUAUUAAAAAGAAUGAAGGUAGAGUACGAGACACUAUGUGA
Messenger RNA from Paraglomus brasilianum, 408 nucleotides. NCBI's taxonomy places the organism in Eukaryota, Fungi, Glomeromycota, Glomeromycetes, Paraglomerales, Paraglomeraceae. The record is from the annotation of a GenBank genome assembly.